AUGGGCGAGGGCGGGCUGGCCCCGGCCUUGCAGCUGCUGCUGCGCGCCUGCGACCAGGGCGACACGGAGACGGCUCGGCGGCUGCUGGACCCGGGGGCGCCGGCCCCGGCGGAGCGCGGCGCGGAGCCCGAGACGGGUGCGGAGCCCGGCGGGGCCGAGGCGGCCGGGGCGCCGGUGCCCGUGGAUAGCUCGGACGAGGCGGGCAACACGGGCCUGCAGUUCGCCGCGGCCGGGGGCCACGAGCCGCUGGUGCGCUUCUUGCUGCGCCGGGGCGCCUCGGUCAACAGCCGCAACCACUACGGCUGGAGCGCGCUCAUGCAGGCGGCCAGGUAUGGACAUGUGAGUGUGGCCCACCUGCUUUUAGAUCAUGGAGCUGAUGUCAAUGCCCAAAACCGGCUUGGGGCCAGCGUGCUCACUGUGGCCUCGCGUGGUGGUCACCUGGGCGUGGUGAAGCUGCUACUGGAAACUGGAGCCUCUGUGGAUCACCACCACUUCUCCAGCGAGCAGCCAGGGGCAGGAGAUGGCAGGGAGGAACUGCUGGGCAUCACGGCCCUGAUGGCCGCUACCCAGCACGGGCACGAGGCUGUGGUACGUUUGCUGACAGAGUGGUGUGCAGACCCCAACCGGGCAGCUCGGACGGUGGGCUGGAGUCCGCUGAUGCUGGCGGCACUUACAGGGAGGCUGGGCGUGGCCCAGCAACUGGUGGAGAGGGGGGCCAACCCUGACCACCUGAGUGUGCUGGAGAAGACGGCUUUUGAGGUGGCCCUCGACCGGAAGCACAGGGACCUGGCAGACUACCUGGACCCCCUCACCACUGUCAGGCCCAAGACAGAUGAAGAGAAGCAUCGACCCGAUAUUUUCCAUGCAUUGAAAAUGGGGAACUUCCAGAUGGUCAAAGAGAUCGCCGAUGAAGACCCCAACCAUGUGAACCUGGUCAAUGGAGACGGGGCCACCCCACUGAUGCUGGCAGCUGUCACUGGGCAGCUGCCACUGGUGCAGUUACUGGUGGAGCGACACGCUGAUGUGGACAAGCAGGACAGCGUGCAUGGCUGGACGGCCCUUAUGCAGGCCACCUACCAUGGGAAUAAGGAAAUAGUUAAGUAUCUGCUGAACCAAGGGGCCGACGUGACUCUGCGUGCAAAGAACGGGUACACAGCUUUUGACCUGGUGAUGCUGCUCAGUGAUCCUGACACGGAGCUUGUUCGGCUGUUGGCAUCUGUGUGCAUGCAGGUGAAUAAGGACAAAGGCCGGCCCAGCUGCCCACCACCACCACCCCACGCCAAGGCCCACCAGCUCUGGAACGCCCCCACAUUGCCUGAUGACAAGGGUGGCCUGAAGUCCUGGUGGAGCCGGAUGUCCAACCGCUUCCGAAAGCUCAAACUGAUGCAGACACUACCCCGUGGGCUGUCCAACAACCAACCACUUCCCUUCUGUGAUGACCCUGAGCCUGCCCUGGACUCCACCAUGCGGGCACCUCCCCAGGACAAGACAAGCCACUCAGUGCUCCCUGAUGUGGCCACCACUGCCAAAGAUAAGGGUCUUGGGAUCAUAAGGGGAGAAAAGGAAGACGUGUUACUGACCACCAUGCUUCGGAAUGGAGCCCCCUUCACCCGACUUCCAAGUGACAAACUGAAGGCCGUCAUCCCCCCUUUCUUACCUCCUUCCAGCUUUGAGCUGUGGAGCUCUAAUGGGUCCCGAACUGGCCAUAGUGGGAAGGUUGAGCCCACAAAGACGGUGCCACCACAGAGAGCCAGCAGAGGCCAUCCUACAGGGGGAAGGGACACAGACACUACCCCCGUCAGGCCGGUAAAAUUUCCGUCUCUCUCCAGAAGCCCCACCUCUCCCACCAACUCUGGAAACUUCAACCAUUCACCUCAUUCUUCCAGCGGCUCCAGUGGAGUGGGGGGCAUCAGCAGGGAGCUGCAUAACCGCUCAGGUGGCAGCAUUGACAGUGUCCUGUCACAGAUCGCCGCUCAACGAAAGAAGGCUGCGGGGCUCUCAGAGCAGAAACCUGGCCACCGGUCAAGUCCAGUGGGCCCAGCUCCGGGCUCUGUUCCGCCUGAGCUCCCGGUCUCCCCUGCAGCAGGGAGCAGGCCCGGAGGCAAGGUACAUCUGGAGAUGAAUAAACAGCCUUCGUCUGGAGCUUCCACUGCCUCCAAGAGUACCUCUCCCACGCUUACCCCAUCACCAUCACCCAAGGGCCAUGCAGCUGAGUCCUCUGUGUCUUCCUCCUCAUCCCACCGGCAGUCCAGGAGCAGCGGGGGCUCCAGCAGCGGCACAAUCACUGAUGAGGAUGAACUGACUAGAAUCCUUAAGAAAUUAUCCCUUGAGAAGUACCAGCCCAUUUUUGAGGAGCAGGAGGUGGACAUGGAAGCCUUCCUCACCCUCACUGAUGGUGACCUGAAGGAGCUCGGCAUUAUGACAGAUGGAUCCAGACAGCAGAUUCUGGCCGCGAUUUCGGAGCUGAAUGCAGGCAAGGGACGUGAGAGACAGAUCUUGCAGGAAACCAUCCACAACUUUUACUCCUCCUUUGAGAGCAGCGCCAGCAACACCAGAGCCCCUGGGAACAAUCCCUGUAGCUGAUCCUGUAUCCUAGGGCCCCAGCGCCACCCUCAGAGGCCCUGCACAGUGGAAGCUCUGUGUCUGUCUGCGCCCUGGAACAUGCCGUGCUCAGUC
Messenger RNA from Suncus etruscus (white-toothed pygmy shrew), 2676 nucleotides. It is a transcript of the gene ANKS6, whose product is annotated as ankyrin repeat and sterile alpha motif domain containing 6. The transcript is spliced from 15 exons. Gene Ontology annotation, molecular function: protein binding. The record is from RefSeq and is a predicted model, not a curated record. The coding region runs from base 1 to 2583 and encodes 860 amino acids. NCBI's taxonomy places the organism in Eukaryota, Metazoa, Chordata, Mammalia, Eulipotyphla, Soricidae. Gene Ontology annotation, biological process: innate immune response. Gene Ontology annotation, cellular component: cytoplasm.